This is a messenger RNA of Hippoglossus stenolepis (Pacific halibut), 2315 nucleotides long. It is a transcript of the gene ccdc57, whose product is annotated as coiled-coil domain containing 57. Lineage: Eukaryota; Metazoa; Chordata; Actinopteri; Pleuronectiformes; Pleuronectidae. The record is from RefSeq and is a predicted model, not a curated record.
GAUACAUUUCCACCACAGAACGACUCGCCAGGUUUAAGUUAAGGUCGACUUCAGCUUGUUAAAUUAUAUAUAUUGUUAACAGUUUAACGGAUAUUUGUUCGAUCGGGACUUGUUGUAUUGACUGGGACGUAUACAGAUUUGGUUUGGAAACACAGUGCUAAGUUUACUACUAUCACUUUUAAGUUUACCAGCGCAACAAAGGCUGAAGCUACUCGUGGUGUAUCCCAAAACCAGCAUGCAGUCAGAUGGGGACAGUGGACUUAAUCUUGAGGCCCAGCUGACACAUAAAGAAAGAGAGUGGAAAGAACUUCAAGCUGUAAGGGUUCAUCAGCUGGAGAGUUCUCUCAAAAAGGCCCAGGAGGAGUGCUCUACUCUCAGAGAACUCUACUUACAACUGAGGGAAGAUUUUCAGUUCAACCUUGCAAUCCUGGAUGAACGAGACAAAGAGUUGGAGAAAUAUGAUGUAAUAACUGCCAGAGCUCUGCGUGUGGAGCACAAGAGGUUCCCAGUUCGUUGUGUGUUCCUCGUGUCGCCUCGUACCAGCGUUAUUUCCUCCACUUUGGCUGGUGAAAUGGAAAAGCAAACAGAGGAGUAUGAGGGGAUUAAAAGGAAUUUGCAGUGCAUAAUACAAGAGCUAGAGGGAGAGAUGACCCUGCAGAAACAGGAGAUUACAGCAGCUUUUGAGAGAGAGCUCAAACAGCAGGAACAUGAGUUCAACUUGAAAAUGGAUGACAUGUGGGCAGUGUUGCUUUCUCGAGGUAUCAAGGUAAAGAUGCUAUCUAAAGAGACUGAAAUUCACUGCCAGGCUCAACUGCAGGCUACAGAGGCUUUCAAAACAUUGAAAGAGUUCUGUCAUCAAAUACAAACCCAGCUGCAACGCCAAGACCAGGAGAUCAAAGGCCUCAUUGCUGUCAAGGACCACAGGAUAAAGGAGCUUAAUAAUGAGGUGAAACAAAUGGGGACCAAACUGAAAAAUACGGAGGAGGACAACAUUAACAAAUAUAAGAAUGUGGUCUUGGCCUUGAAGGAGUGUGAUGCAAAACUAGAGGCUCAGUGUCACACCUUCACAGAGCUGAUGCAGAAGGCUGAGAAACGCAUUGACAAACUACAGGAGAAUAUGGAAGUUUUGACUGCACAGGUACGCUGGUCACAGAAAGACCAUCAAAAGGCCAUGGAAGAGAAAGAUGCGAUAAUUCAGAGGCUUCAUAAAGAGGUAGAAACAACUCAGACUGGCUGGGACAAGUACAUCAGUCACGUUUCCACCGAGAUGGUUGUCAAGAAAACUGAGAUGAUCAACCUGUGCGACAGAGAAUUCAAGCUUAGAGAAUAGCUGGAUAGGGGCAGGGAGGAGAUGGAGAGGUACAAGCAGCAGCUUUGUGCUGGUUUGGAGAAAGAAAGAAAUUUACAACAGAUAAAAGUCCAGGUGGAGCUGGAAUGGCAGAGACACUGUGAGGACAUGAAGGCCAAAUUCUACCUUGCCAAGGAGAAGCUGAUACAGGAACUAACCCACGCUAGAGAUCAGGGUUUCAUACCAAGGGUAGAACUUCUAGCAUCUGAAGAGAUCUGCCGUUUGAAGGAACAGAACAGCAUCCUCCGGGCUGCAGUUACUCAGAUGAGGAAGGACAUGGAGUGUCUCAACCAUCCCCUAUUCAGCUCCCAGGCCCAGCCACAGGCAGCAUAUCCUCAGCCAGUUCAGCAUCCAGGAUCCCCUGCUGCUACAUCCAUCACUACAACAGCUAACACUCAGAUGGCCACCAGACCACCUCCCCAUUGCACCGACCUCUCUUCCAAAGUCAACCUAUCAGGUGUGGACAAAUUGCAGAACAGCUUCAAGAGAAAAACUGUACUCCGUAGCAGCCACAGGCCUCAUGUUUGUUUAAAAUGUCCAGGUGCAAGAGGCAACCCUCCUCUUCUGCAUACCAGGUUGAAGCAGGCAGUUGUAUCAGUCUGCCUGAGCAGCGAGAAACAGCAGCUGGAUAGAGAUGGGCAACAUCUUCGUUCGCAGAUUACCACUGCUGGACUACAAGGUAACGGUAAGCUGAGCAGGAGGGAGACAGUCUGGUGCGGUGGUGCUGAAGUCCAGAUGAUGGUGCAUGGUAUCGGUGCUCCCUUUCAUUGCCAUUCACUAACUGAGGUCCAGCACAGGAUGAACCAUGGUCAUGUCCUUCUCAGCCUGUGACAGCAGUAAAACAUACUCCAUGGUUCUUGAGUAGCAUAAUUACAUUUUAGAAUAAAACUCAAAACUCAUAAUAUAUUUAUAUUUUUACAGCUCCUAUCAUCAUCAGAGCUCACAUGUCUGAGCAUUUGACCUCAAU